AUGAGCAUCCCUGCGGGCCUAGUCAAUAAGGUGGAAGACUUAACGGACCUCGAGUUUGCUGUUCUACUUUGUCUAAUUGCCAAAGAACAUUGCUUGAUUGAUACCCCAGCCAGCACAUUAGAUGAUCUCGCUAAUGAGCUCAUAUUGAUUUCUCGAGAUAUAUUUGGGUUGUCCCAUGCUGUCAUUGACUGUACGAACGAUACUUCCGAGGACGAGUUCUAUAGGGGGAUAUUGCAAUGUUAUGAGCAAGAAACGCUAUCUCAUGUUCCUCGCACGAGAGAAUGUUCAUCUAAGAAUCUUGAGGCUCCACAACGUACGUGCACCGAUACUUUUACCAGAUCCCACGGCCGUGGAAGAGUUGUCAACAUUAUAAUUGCAAAAAACUUUGACCGCAUCUCCCAAAGUAUACAAAUUCAAACCCUAGAGAACGAGCAUAUCUUUGUUUCUCACUACCAUGAUCCAUCAAUUGGCCUUGUCAAUUUGGAAGGCGACGAUAGUUCUCUAGCUGAUGAAAGAGGAUCGUUAUCAUCUGUUCUCCGAAAAUCCUCCUCUUCGGGUCAUCUUGCAAAUAAAGUUGAAACCCCACUAAUUCUGGAAGAGAAUAUAGACUUUUUAAGGACAUUGACGCAUGAUGUGACUAUAUCCACCGAGGUAUAUUGUUAUCUAGAAAAUAUAAUCAAUUUCCUGAGGUUCAACAGGGCAGUAUUCAGUGGAAUAACUGCCCCGGCUACACGCCAGUUCCACAAGAUAGUCAAAUGUCUCGCACCGUUACAUGGAGUUGAUUAUGUCCCGCCGUCCCUUGUUGCUUUAGCAACCACAAAAAUAUAUCGUCAUCGCAUAUCGGUUGCAAGACCACAGGAUGAUCGCAGUAUGAUGUAUGGCAGUGACAUUAAUGCUGUUGAGACUAUUCUGUCAGAUGCGACUCCAGAAAGCAUAAUCGAAGAUGUGUUAGCUGAAGUCGAGGCACCUUUGUGA
Molecule: messenger RNA, 975 nt
Organism: Microsporum canis CBS 113480
Lineage: Eukaryota; Fungi; Ascomycota; Eurotiomycetes; Onygenales; Arthrodermataceae
Exons: 6
Coding region: 1-975 (324 amino acids)
Source: RefSeq, a predicted model, not a curated record